This is a messenger RNA of Labeo rohita (rohu), 2199 nucleotides long. RefSeq names its product MAGUK p55 scaffold protein 1 (gene mpp1). The record is from RefSeq and is a predicted model, not a curated record. Gene Ontology annotation, molecular function: signaling receptor binding. The transcript is spliced from 12 exons. The coding region runs from base 251 to 1657 and encodes 468 amino acids. Gene Ontology annotation, cellular component: plasma membrane; cell-cell junction. NCBI's taxonomy places the organism in Eukaryota, Metazoa, Chordata, Actinopteri, Cypriniformes, Cyprinidae.
AAGGGAAGCUGCAGUGUGCCAGCCCCCUCCUCACACUAAUGUUUAUGUGCUUUGUCAGCUGUGUCUUGUCUCUUGCGCAAACUCUGGACUUCGAGCCCGAAUCCCUCAACGUUUAUCUUCAACUAUCUCCAGCUUUCUUAUCACGUCGUAUCGCUCUUCUGACCAACCCCUUUCGGACCUUGAGCAGACCCAACUCGGUCCAGACUAUUUUCCUUUUUUUUUCUACCCCCUCCCCCGCUAACUGUGAAACAUGACAUUAAAUUCCAAUAAAAACGAACCUGCUGUCAUUCUGGAGCGUGUCAACAGCGCACGAACGGCUCUCUCCGAUCUCUAUCUGGAACAGCUGCUGCAGAAUAAACCGAAGUCAGACAAGGCUGCCAUGCAGACAUACGACUGCAAAGGACAGGAAGUCUUCACCAAUGGCAGCGCUGGCCACAUGAACGGCAAAGAUGUAAGCAGGAUGCGAGAAGUGGCCUUUGAGAAGAAUCCCUCUGAACCACUGGGUGUAACUCUUAAGCUGAAUGAAAGGCAGAGGUGUACAGUGGCGAGAAUAUUGCAUGGAGGGAUGAUACACAGACAAGGUUCUUUACAUGAAGGUGAUGAAAUUGCAGAGAUCAAUGGGAAAAGUGUUGCUAAUCAAAGUGUAGACCAACUACAGAAGAUUCUGAAAGACACAAAUGGUGUUGUCACAUUGAAAAUCAUCUCCAAUCAGCAAUGUCGCCCCAUGGCAUGUGAGAUGUAUAUGAGAGCACAAUUCGACUAUGACCCCACCAAAGAUGACCUCAUCCCGUGCAAAGAAGCCGGCCUAAAAUUCCAAACGGGUGACAUCAUUCAAAUUAUCAAUAAGAAAGAUCCAAAUUGGUGGCAAGGAAAGGUGGACAACUCCUCCACAGACUUCGCAGGGCUCAUCCCUUCUCCAGAACUUCAGGAAUGGCGACUAGCAAGCAAAAGCAAAGCAACACGGGAAGGCAGCCAGUCCUGCAGUCCUUUUGGCAAGAAGAAGAAAUGCAAAGACAAAUACCUUGCCAAACACAGCUCAAUCUUUGACCAGCUUGAUGUAAUAUCCUAUGAGGAGGUAGUGAGACUGCCCGCAUUCAACAGAAAAACUCUGGUUCUCAUUGGUGCACCUGGAGUUGGAAGGAGCCAUAUUAAAAAUUCACUGCUGAGCAAAUAUCCUGAGAAGUUUGCUUACCCAGCACCACACACCACUAGACCUCCGAAGAAAGAUGAGGAGAAUGGCAAAGAGUAUUACUUUAUUUCCAAUGAUGAAAUGACCAAAUGUAUCAUCGGGAAUGAGCUACUUGAAUACGGCAGUUACCAGGGACACAUGUUCGGGACUAAGAUCGAAACCGUCUACAAGAUUCAUGAGCAAGGGAAAAUCGCUGUGCUGGAUGUUGAACCGCAGACGCUGAAAGUGCUCAGAACGGCAGAGUUCGCUCCUCUUGUGAUGUUCAUUGCUCCUACUAACACUGCCAAUCAGUCAGAGGCGGUGCAGAACAUCCAGAAAGAAUCUGACGGCAUUCUCAGUGCAUACCGCCACUUUUUUGACGAAAUGCUCGUCAACAACGAUGUAGAUGAAAGUGUUAAGGGUGUGGAGGAAGCCAUCGAGAGAGCCUCCUCAACCCCGCAGUGGGUACCAGUCUCUUGGGUGUACUAAAAACCCCAAUCCCUUUCCCCAUCGCUCCUCCAAAACUAGCAUAUGAGUGAACCCCACUCACACGGUGCCCUGCUUAAUACAGUCAUUAUCGAGACAGUUUGCACAUGAAUAAGUGUUUUAUAGAAUGUUUGGGAAAAAAAGCAAUAAGUUUGUUCUUUUUGUUUAGUAUGUGAAUGAUUUUCAAAUGACAGAGCGUUAUAGCAUUAAGCGAUGACAUUUGUUAGCGAUGCAAAAAGGACCUCUACUGUGAUUCAAAAUACCACUCAGUUCAUUAAGGUCUGUUGGUUUUUGAUCUUCCCUGGAGUUUCAGUGUGUUUUUUGUACCAUGUGCCAUGGUGUUCGUCUUAAAUAUAAUUACAUAAAAAAGGUAAAAAAAAAAAAAAAAAAAAAAAAAAAAAAACACAGGGAAAUUGUAUCAAUCAAUAUUUGAAAGCAGGUUUGUCGUGUCCUGAAAUGUUCUUCACAAUGAUAUAUGGAUUUACCUCAAGUCAUGUUGUAAGGCACUUUUAAAAGAACUGAAUAAACCUCUCCCUACACUCCCA